GCACAUCCUGACUCCGCCCCCUCCCUGGCAGCGAGCGACACAGACAGGAGACAUGGAGCUCAGCACUGCCUGCUCUGCCUGCUGAUUUCCAGGACUCGGUUUUUUGGGUUAAGAUCUUUAAAGAAGAUUGCAUAAAAUAUCAUGAAUUGCCUUUUGGAUCAGGAGCAUACACAAGACGACUGAAACCUUAUAAAUCUGGAUGUUGGGAGAGUCUGUAGUGACCUGCACGCAGCUGUUCUUGUCACUACUUGCUAAACAUCCUUUAAAUCAUGAGUGGGUUCAUUUCAUAUCUGGACCCAAGACGGAUCCCAUGGAGGGCCACAUGGCAUGCGAUCAAUGCAAGAGUUCUUCGAACCAAGCCUGUAGAGUCCAUGCUAGAAGGAACCGCAGGAACCUCUUCUCAUGGAACCAAAUUGGCUCGUGUACUUACUACAGUGGACCUUGUUUCUCUUGGUGUUGGCAGCUGUGUUGGCACUGGGAUGUAUGUUGUUUCUGGACUAGUUGCUAAAGAAAUGGCUGGACCUGGAGUCAUUGUGUCCUUUAUUAUUGCAGCUGUGGCAUCCAUUUUGUCAGGUGUGUGCUAUGCUGAAUUUGGGGUUCGUGUUCCCAAAACUACGGGUUCUGCUUACACAUACAGUUAUGUCACUGUUGGUGAAUUUGUGGCUUUCUUCAUUGGAUGGAAUCUAAUCUUGGAGUAUCUGAUUGGUACAGCAGCUGGAGCCAGCGCACUCAGUAGCAUGUUUGACUCCCUCGCCAAUCACACUAUCAGCCAUUGGAUGAUUGAAAGUGUGGGGACUUUAAAUGGAUUAGGAAAAGGAGAAGAAUCCUAUCCAGACCUCCUUGCUUUGGUCAUCGCAGUCAUCGUGACAAUAAUUGUGGCCUUGGGAGUAAAGAAUUCCGUUGGCUUUAAUAAUGUGUUGAAUGUGAUUAACUUGGCCGUGUGGGUGUUUAUCAUGAUUGCUGGCCUUUUCUUCGUCAGUGGAAAAAACUGGUCGGAUGGAAAUUUUCUACCAUAUGGAUGGUCAGGGGUUCUGAAGGGUGCAGCCACAUGUUUCUAUGCCUUCAUUGGCUUUGACAUCAUUGCUACCACAGGAGAGGAAGCAAAGAGUCCCCACACCUCUAUUCCAUAUGCUAUCACAGCUUCACUGAUUACCUGUCUGACAGCCUAUGUUUCUGUCAGUGUUAUAUUAACAUUAAUGGUUCCCUACAAUAUGAUUGAUUCAGAAUCACCACUGAUGGAGAUGUUUGUAGCCCAUGGAUUCUAUACUGCUAAGUACAUUGUGGCCAUUGGAUCUGUAGCUGGGCUUACAGUCAGCCUGUUUGGAUCGCUGUUUCCUAUGCCCAGAGUCAUUUAUGCUAUGUCUGGUGAUGGGUUAUUGUUCAGGUUUUUGUCCCAUGUCAGCUCCUACACGGAGACUCCUGUGGUGGCUUGUAUUGUCUCUGGAUUCCUUGCAGCCCUUCUCUCUCUUUUGGUCAGUCUUCGGGACCUAAUAGAAAUGAUGUCUAUAGGAACUCUCUUAGCAUACACCCUUGUUUCUGUGUGUGUACUUUUAUUACGUUACCAGCCUGAAAGUGAUAUUGAUGGUUUUGUCAAAUUUCUUUCUGAGGAACACACCAAAAAGAAAGAAGGUAUCCUUGCUGAUUGUGAAAAGGAAGCCUGUUCUCCCAUGAGUGAUGGGGAGGAGUUCUCAGGUCCUGCCACCAACAUAUGUGGAGCAAAGAACCUGCCCUCUCUGGGAGACAAUGAAAUGCUAAUUGGAAAAUCUGAUAAGGCCAACUACAAUGUAAACCAUCCAAACUAUGGAACAGUGGACAUGACAUCUGGAAUUGAAGCUGAUGGCUCCGAAAACAUCUAUCUUUUUAAGCUGAAAAAAUUUAUUGGACCAAGAUAUUACACAAUGAGGAUCCGUCUUGGCUUGCCUGGGAAAAUGGAUCGGCCAACUGUUGCUACCGGUCGAACAGUGACCAUCUGUGUCAUGCUUAUGUUUGUUUUGUUGUUCAUCUUUUGCUCCUUUAUCAUAUUUGGUGCAGAUUACGUAUAUGACCAAGUAUGGUGGGCAGUCCUCCUGGUCAUUUUGAUGGUACUGCUAAUCCUUGCCCUGGUUUUUGUUAUUCUUCAGCAACCAGAGAAUCCCAAGAAGUUGCCCUACAUGGCACCAUGUGUCCCAUUUGUUCCUGCAUUUGCAAUGAUGGUCAAUAUUUAUCUUAUGCUUAAACUAUCGGCCAUAACGUGGAUUCGAUUUGCUGUCUGGUGCUUUGUGGGUUUGCUGAUAUAUUUUGGCUAUGGAAUGUGGAACAGCACCUUGGAAAUCAGUGCAAGGGAAGAAGUACUCCAUCAGAGCACGUACCAGCGAUAUGACGUUGACGUUGACGUUGAUGACACCUUUUCAGUCGAUGAUGGCUACUCUUAUGCUCCAGAAGAAGAGAAAUCCCAAGACUGGGGAAGUGCAGAAACAAAAGGCCACAACUAUCAGCAGGCAGCGGAAGCACAGGAUAGCAAUCGGACAAACACCAGAUCUAAAACUAAAGGCAAACAUAAGCAGGACUUUGAUACACUGAUUGCCAAUGAGGAGUUGGACUACCCUGAGGAAUAAACACAUUGCAUUUAUCAUCCACAAUUGUGGCCUACAGUACAAGGAUUUCUUGGGCCCUACAUAGGGCUUUCUCUAUCUCACAUGGUGUACUGCUAAGUUGUAAACAAGUGUUUAACAGUUUGCUGAUUUUCAUACCUGUUUGGCUUAAAUUAUCUGGCAUAAAUUAUCUUAUAUUAACUUAUUAUAUUUUAAAGUCGUUACAGUGAACUGAAAUAUAAAUGAAAAUGUUUUUUUUUUUUGUUGUUCUUAUGUAUGCUGUUUGGAUCAGGCUGUUUUGGGCAAAUGUUAUAAUGGCAAUAUUGCACUGACAUUUUAUUACUUAUAUACAGGUAUCAUUAAACAAAAAUGCUUCUGAGCAAUCCAUAUAGACCAAAUAGAGCAGCAUAAAAGAAAAUGUAUGAAUGAGUGACAGUGAGGUUUGUUUACUUUAAACAUCCAAUCAUCUGUAGGGCAGAAAACUUUUUUUUUUUCUCUGCACCUGAUUGAGAAUUCAAAGUGAGCUAGGCUGCAAUAGGCUAGGUGGACAUUCCUUACCCCUUGAAUAGACCAGCCCCAUUAUACGAGCAAAGAAUAAUUAGAUGACUUCACUGCAGUGUAUGAAAGUAAUAUUACAUUUUUUUAUAAUUUUACAAUGUCCUUAGAUUUUACAGGACAAAUUGGAAGAUGAAUUACUUUAACCAAAAGCCUGUUCCAUGAGAAGUUGUAAAUAAAAUGUAAUAUUCAGAAGCCAGAAAUACAGCUAUUAAAGUGACACUACUGUCGUUAAAAAAAAAAAAAGAAUACCUAAACAAAGACAGCGUGGUAAAAUACAUUAAUAAUGCAGUACCACAUCUGUUCAAUGCGGUCUUUUCUCACUACACCAAACACCUGAACCAUCAGUGAUCAACUCCAAGUGAGUGUUGAUACCUGUGCCCCCCCCACCCUUACCCCUACCCCUUCCCCCCCUUCCCCCUUCCCAAGUGGUAUGCACCUAGUGUGUCCCUGCAGCUCUAAAUCUACACACAAGUGAAAUAUUUGGCAGCUAGAGGAGAUACAGUGGUGAGAUAUGGACAUUCUUUGCAAUUGUAGUACUCCAGCAGGCUACCAGUUUAACCGACUGUCUUUUAUUGAGGAUUGUGCAGCGCAAUAUGAUUGUUAUUAAAGUAGAAUUCCAUGCUUAUUGCUAACUAUGCCACCCCCUUCUAAUUCCGUGAAAGAGAGAUUCCUAUACUUACCUAUUCUCAGGGCGCUCCGGUCAGUUCACGUGAUCCCCUCAGUGGUCAGCUUCAGUGGAGAAUGCCUGGGUGGUGACGUCACCCAUAGGCUUACAAUGGAGCAUCCGUUGAGGCCAUAUCUCCUCUCCUCAGAGGCCCUCCCUGGGAGUUGAUCACAUGAUUGGACCAGAGCACCCCUUUAGAAUAGGUAAGUAUAAGCAUCUUCCUUUCACACUUAGAAGGGGGGUAUGAGCAGGUUUAGGCAUAGUUAGCAAUAAGCCCGGAUUUCCACUUUAAUAACAUGAGGUUCUGGUCUACAUUUUAAAAUAAAGCAGAGGAGGCUGUACCUUUAUUAUUAUUAUUAUUAUUAUUAUUAUUAUUUAAAUUAUUUAUGUUUCCAUUUUGACCAGAUGGGUAGACAUUGACCUGUCUGAAGCCCAUGUGCUUUGUAGCAGUUUCACAUAUCUGUGUGUGUAUACAUACUGUAUGUGUAUGUUUAUUCUGCAUACAAAGUGAUCAACACCUGCUUUUUUGCUACCACAACUAUUUAGGAAAACAAUGGACAUAAGGGAAAAACACUGUGUGCCAAAUGGUUUGGGUUCUAUAUGCAUACAUUUUUAUACACUAAGGACAGUAGUCCUGUUGCUUGAUUACAGCUGAGACAGGUGUAUAGUCCAUUGAGUCCAGGCAGUCAGAAGGCAGAAUUCUAAAGGCUACAAAUUAAGAUAAAAGGUAUUCCCCACUGUUAGUUAAAGUGUCUACAAACAUUCAAGCUGUGCAUGUAUAAUCCAGCCAAAGAAAACUUUUUGUACUGAAACGUAAUUUCCAAGCUUACUCAGCAGAUCUGUUCCUAUAUAGAAGGGAAAUGGAGAACUCUAGAACUCGGAACCUCUAUCAGGAAUAAAUUUACGGCAAUUAGCCAAGAAUAGUAGAUUCUGACCAAGACUUUUGUCUGAGAAGGCAGUGGGUGCCUUUUGCUAUCAAGGUAGGCCUGCGGACAUGUAAAUUUUCCGAUCCUUUGUAAAAAGGUAGAUUUGGCAGUCUGUGAUAUCUGUAGACACUUUACAUCAUUAGUACAAUGGCCAACUGAGUACUGUGUUGUGCAGCUGGACGUCUACAGUGCCAGAUGUUGACUAAUUAUCAAGCCUAUUUGGUGAAUCAAUUCAAAGAACAGUAGUAAUAUACAUAAUGCAGUAACCCAUUACCUUAAAAUUUCAGUUUACUGAAGUAGUAUUUAUGAAAGAUAACUUCCAAUCUCUUUUAAUGGUUUCUGCACUUUGUACAUCAACGCUGCCUUUAGUAAACAUGACUGUAUAUCCUACUUAUGGUCCUUUCUCAAAAAUAUUUUAUUGAAGGAAAAUGUAUGAAAUGGGUCAUAAAUGACUUACGAUGAUACAGCUACAUAACCUGUUGUUUCUACUGCUACCAAUGAAAUAUCAGCUUUUUAUAAACCCAAUAUAUUUAGGCUAUGAAGGAUGACUUCAAAUCGGUUGCAUGGAAUGCUGUACAUCUUGUCUCUUUUAAAGGGAAUAUUCAUGAUUUUCUCAUUCGGUUCCACUAUGGUUCCUUGUAGUGCAGGAUUGAUUUAUGAUUAUUGAUGACAUUUAACUUUUGCAAUUUAAGUUAUUUUCGCCUAUAUGUUACAUUUUAUUUAAACAUUACUUAUAUAGUUUUAUUUCUAGUUAAACUAUAAUAUUAAAUAUCAAAGCAAAUGAAUAUUUCUCAGAUAUACAGUAUCUAAUUACACAUUCAUUAUCUUGUACAUUCCUGGUUUUUCACAUUUUCUGAAGCUGUAUAAACAGUUUUAAUAUAUUUUUACAUGGCUGAGAGUAUUUUUCAAAGAAACAAUUGUAUUUGCAUGUUUGCUUUGUUUUUUUAACUGUCUUGUGAUUUCCUGCCUCUGCCUUGACAUUCAUAAAAUUUCAGUGUGUGUUGCAGCA
This is a messenger RNA of Rana temporaria (common frog), 5727 nucleotides long. It is a transcript of the gene SLC7A14, whose product is annotated as solute carrier family 7 member 14. The record is from RefSeq and is a predicted model, not a curated record. Gene Ontology annotation, biological process: amino acid transport; transmembrane transport. The transcript is spliced from 8 exons. Gene Ontology annotation, cellular component: plasma membrane. Bases 270 to 2594 code for a protein of 774 amino acids. Gene Ontology annotation, molecular function: amino acid transmembrane transporter activity. NCBI's taxonomy places the organism in Eukaryota, Metazoa, Chordata, Amphibia, Anura, Ranidae.